AUGAAUAAUACCAAAGCACCUUUCAGCAGUAAUUGCACUUCCAAUGGAUCAGUUACUCAAUGGAACACAACCUGUGAUCUGAAUGGAACUGGUUACAGACCAGCAUUAAUAACAUUCUACAGCAUCGUGUUAGUAGGAGGUACUAUAGGAGCCAUCGUCAUAACAUGGAAAAUAAAAAAUUACCGAAAAUCUGUGACGUCCACUGCCAUGGUCAACCUCAUAUUUAUACACGUGAUUUUUCUCGUAACUGUGCCAUUCCGCAUCUCCUAUUAUGGCCUUGGUGAAUGGAAGUUUGGCUUAAUCUUUUGUAAACUGGUGGAUGCAACGAUCCACGCUCAUAUGUACCUGUCCUUUGUGUUCUACGUGAUCAUUGUGGUGAUCAGAAUGAUCAGCUUUUUUAACGAAAAGAAAACAGUGCAGUUUUACCAGCCAUGGCACGCCAGUGCAGUUAGCCUGGUUAUAUGGUUCCUGGUGCUCAUGGGCGUUUUCUCAUCAUUUCAAUCAAAUUACGAUAAUUCAACACAAAAUAAUACAACAAGGUGCUUUCUGGUGCACAAUAACCCUUACAAAGCACAUAACAAGAUCCAAAAUUAUCUUUGUGUUAUUGUGGUGUUAGGAGUAUUUGGUGUUUUACUUGUCAUCCAGACGGGUGUGCUGAUAAAAUUGACAAUCCAACAUCAAGGUACUCUACGUAAACAACAUCAGUUUGGAGCUCAGAUGAAGACAUUGUUCUUUGUGCUGAUUAUGAUAUGGUUUGUUCCAUUUCUUGGAUUCAGGAUACUUUACAUAAACCAAAUUAAAUGUUGUUCAUCAGUUUUACAUGUCAUAAAUGAAGUCUUUCUAGCAUUGAGUGCAUUGUGCUGUUUUGAUGCACUUGUACUCCUUGUGGCUUCUCAUUGA
This is a messenger RNA of Callorhinchus milii (elephant shark), 900 nucleotides long. Its product is annotated as probable G-protein coupled receptor 141. Gene Ontology annotation, biological process: G protein-coupled receptor signaling pathway. Gene Ontology annotation, molecular function: oxysterol binding; G protein-coupled receptor activity. Lineage: Eukaryota; Metazoa; Chordata; Chondrichthyes; Chimaeriformes; Callorhinchidae. Bases 1 to 900 code for a protein of 299 amino acids. Gene Ontology annotation, cellular component: membrane. The record is from RefSeq and is a predicted model, not a curated record. The transcript has a single exon.